Messenger RNA from Falco peregrinus (peregrine falcon), 1508 nucleotides. Its product is annotated as opsin 1, short wave sensitive. Lineage: Eukaryota; Metazoa; Chordata; Aves; Falconiformes; Falconidae. Gene Ontology annotation, cellular component: membrane; photoreceptor outer segment. Gene Ontology annotation, biological process: G protein-coupled receptor signaling pathway; visual perception; phototransduction. The record is from RefSeq and is a predicted model, not a curated record. The transcript is spliced from 4 exons. Gene Ontology annotation, molecular function: G protein-coupled receptor activity.
AUGGCCCAGUACAGCCUGGUACAGUAUAGUUUGGUACAGUAUGGUAUACAGUACAGCAUGACCAUAUCUAACCUGACCCAGUACAGCCCCCCUCAUCACCAUGUCGGGUGACAGGAGUUUUAUCUCUUCAAGAAUGCGUCCUCAGUGGGACCUUGGGAUGGUCCCCAAUAUCACAUUGCCCCGCUGUGGGCAUUCUACCUGCAGACCGCCUUCAUGGGCUUUGUCUUUUUGGUGGGCACCCCUCUCAACGCCAUUGUCCUGGUGGUCACCGUCAAGUACAAGAAGCUGAGGCAACCUCUCAACUACAUCUUGGUGAACAUCUCCUUCAGCGGCUUCAUCUCCUGCAUCUUCAGUGUCUUCACUGUCUUUGUCUCCAGCUCCCAGGGUUAUUUUGUAUUUGGCAAGCACAUGUGUUCCUUGGAGGGCUUUGUGGGGGCCACCGGAGGUAGGUGGGGGAUGCCACUGCAGUCUGGUGGGGCUGGAGGUAGGGCUGACCAGUCCUGGUAGGGCUGCAGGAGUUGGGGUGACCGCCAUGGUCUGGUGGGGCUGGAGGAGUUGGGGUGAUCACCGUGGUCUGGUGGGGUUAUGUGUGGGGAUGACCACCAUGGUUUGCUGGGGCUGUGGGAGCUGGGGUGAUCACCAUGGUCUGGUGGGUCUGGAGGAGCUGGGGUGACCACUAUGGUCUGGGCCCCUGACCCCCUCCUUCGGGCACAGGUGGCUGCGCAGCAGCAGGAGUCGGCCACAACGCAGAAGGCAGAGCGGGAGGUGUCCCGCAUGGUGGUGGUGAUGGUGGGCUCCUUCUGCCUCUGCUACGUGCCCUACGCGGCCCUGGCCAUGUACAUGGUGAACAACCGGAACCACGGCCUUGACCUGCGCCUGGUCACCAUCCCUGCCUUCUUCUCCAAGAGCGCCUGCGUCUACAACCCCAUCAUCUACUGCUUCAUGAACAAACAGUUCCGCGCCUGCAUCAUGGAGACGGUCUGUGGGAAGCCCAUGACAGAUGAGUCUGACAUCUCCAGCUCGGCCCAGAGGACGGAGGUCUCGUCCGUCUCCUCCAGCCAGGUCAGCCCCAGCUGAAGAGCCGCCAGCACCUGCCCCAGGCCCCUGGCUGUCCUCGCUAUGGGGCUGGAGCUGCCCCAGGGUUCCAGGGCCACCCCCUCGGCCAGCCUAGAAUGUAGGUGCCGAGUGGGACAAUAAACCACCGCCACAGUCUGAAGACAAUGCCGAGCCAGUCUACGUGUCGGUGGGGACGGGUGGCUCAGCCCCACGGCACUGCAAUCCCACAGCAAUGCCACCGCAGGACCCCGCUCCUUGUCCUGCCCAGGACACACAAGCAGUGGUGGGGCAGGGGGGUGGAAUGCUGCCCCUCCCCUCACCCAUGGGGCUGGGGUGGUGCUGAACCCUCCAUCCGUGGGGCUGAACUCCCAUUCAUGGGGCUAGUGUGGGGCUGAGCCCCCCCAUCCGUGGGGCUGGCUCCCAUCCAUAGGGUCAGGGUGGUGCUGGGCUCC